AUAAAAGAUCGAGACGCUUGACGAUCUAGUACUAGUAGAAAACAUCGGGAAACCCCCUCCCCGUGUCGUUCCAACCACCCCAAGGGCCGCCACUCCCACCGUACCGCGGCAAUGCCGACGCCGCGAAACCGGAAGGUCCCUGCCCCUGCCCCGCCGCGCCGGCCGCCUCCCCGCCUGGAGUACCGCGCAAAGGACGGCGCGUGGUACGGCGCGCGCAUGGCGCUGCAGGGCGACUCGCUGCGCGUCAUGUUCGAGGAAUUCCGCGAGGAGUUCGACGAGUGGCACGACCCAGACGCGGACGACCUCGCCUCCCCGGGCGACGUGGCCGCGCUCCGCGCCAGGUUCCGCCCGGCGAGCCCGCCCCUCGAGGACGCCCGCUGCGGCGACCUCCGCCGCGGCCAGCCGCUCUGCGUCCUCCGCGCCAUGCCCGACGGCGAGCGCAAGUACUACGACGCCGUCCUCGAUUCCGUGAAAAGAGCGGCUCACGUCACCGUGGGCGGCGAGGAGCGGUGCGCGUGCCGCUUCACGGUGCGGUGGACGGACGGGCCGUUCCGCGGCGGCUUCGACGAAGUCGGCGUCGACGAGGUCUGCUGCGUGCGGGACUCGCCGGUCAACGACCCGGUGCUGAGCGAGUUCCUGGACCGCGUGACGAGGUCGUUCGGCUUCUGCGACGGCGAGGAGAACGCGAAGGCGGCGCAGGACUCGCCGGUCCAGGACCCGCGGCUGAACGGGUUCCUGGACCGCGUGACGAAGUCCUUCGGCUUCUGCAACGGCGAGGAGAAACCGAAGGCGGCGGCGUCUCAGGGUACCGGGGCCACGCCGGCCCCGGGCAGCGAGCAGAGCGCGACGGCGGCGCCUCAGGCGAGCGGGGCCACGUCGCUCUGGGGCGGCGAGGGGGGGACUGCCUUCAUAAUCAUCGACUAGGUGUCGCGGCCUGCACUGCAUUCCUGCGCUUCUGUUUCGAUGUAUCCAUGUGCCUGCCCUGCUCGACGAUUGGUAGAGGGUAUUUUGUGCCUUUGCGUUGCUUCAUUCAGUUACUGUCUUUGUCUUCCA
Triticum urartu is the source of this 1053-nucleotide messenger RNA. RefSeq lists its product as uncharacterized. Gene Ontology annotation, molecular function: chromatin binding. Lineage: Eukaryota; Viridiplantae; Streptophyta; Magnoliopsida; Poales; Poaceae. The record is from RefSeq and is a predicted model, not a curated record.